This is a messenger RNA of Peronospora matthiolae, 108 nucleotides long. NCBI's taxonomy places the organism in Eukaryota, Oomycota, Peronosporomycetes, Peronosporales, Peronosporaceae. The record is from the annotation of a GenBank genome assembly.
AUGGCUGAAGGCGCGAACGUCAUGCACCACUGCAACGAGAUCCUCAACAUCUCUGCCAAGUUUAGCGGCAUCGGUACGAAGAUGGAAGACGAAGAUGUUGCAAUCUGA